Bolinopsis microptera is the source of this 4364-nucleotide messenger RNA. RefSeq lists its product as uncharacterized. Gene Ontology annotation, biological process: DNA integration. Gene Ontology annotation, molecular function: zinc ion binding; nucleic acid binding. Bases 137 to 3817 code for a protein of 1226 amino acids. The record is from RefSeq and is a predicted model, not a curated record. The transcript has 2 exons. NCBI's taxonomy places the organism in Eukaryota, Metazoa, Ctenophora, Tentaculata, Lobata, Bolinopsidae.
AGCCUCUAUGAUUACGUGUUAACAACUUGUUUUAUUUCUACGCUCACGCUACAACAAAUGGCGACGAGGACAAAAGAGCCACUAACCGUCACAUGCUGUCAAAAAAGCUGGUUUGAAAGACAGGGAGGCUCAAUUCAUGAAUAGCACGUUAUCACCGGGAGAGUCAUCGAGAUCAGUGAACUUUGUGAAACCAACAUUCAAAAGAACAAUGAAAAACCUCUAUGGGAAGAAGGGGGAAAGUUCAGGUGGUUCGGGUGGAAAGCAGAAAAGUGGAAUGCAAAAGGGACUUAAAUGUAGACGGUGCGGACUUCGUGGACAUAUUGGUGAAAAUUGUCAAGUCCGGUGUCAUAUCUGCAAACGUAUUGGACACAUCUCCAAGAAUUGCAAGCAAAACAGCAUUGUUCACAACAUUGAACAAGGAGAGUCGAGUUCGGAGAGUUAUGAGUUCGGUAUGGAUGAGAAUUGUGAAAAUGCCUUGGACAAUGAGCUUUACCCCGAGUAUGAUCAUGACAAUGAGUGUAAUUCAGUUGAGAUUGAAAAAGGUAAUGCUAAUACAUGUUCUUAUCUGUGUGCUGAUUUCUCUAAACUUACUCAUUUAACUGAUUCGAAAUCUUCAAAUAUGUAUGUGAGGGAUAAGGUGUUUAAUGCCUUUGAUUUUAGUUAUCUUGUUUGUGAUCCCGAUUCCACUAUUACCACUGAUAAGUCUGACUUAAGUUUAGUUUCUGAUAAUGUGUUUCCGAAUGUCAAUAUGAUUGAGUUAAGCAAACCGUAUGUAGAAGUAGAAAUCAACGGUAAACUUCUGUCUAUGGAGUUCGAUUCAGGGUCUGCAGUGUCUGUUGUGAGCAAACGUACAUUAUUAUCUUGUGGCUUGGCCAAUUUAACACUUACACCCAGCAGGCAAACAUUACGGGUUGCAAACGGACAAAUCAAAACAGUUGACGGCUGUGCUGUAGUUAAUGUAGAGUUGAACGGUGAAAAAGCUCAUGGAAUGCAGCUCUAUGUAGCAGAGGACUUCCCCAGUUUGUUUGGAAGACCGUGGAUUGUAAAGUUCUGUGGACAGAAUUGGCUAGAGAAGCUGCUCAGCACAAAGUUAGUACAUAAUGUAGCCCCAGACAAAUCCCAGCAGGUGUCAGUGAGCUGUGAAAGCUGCUCUGGGAGUGGUGUCGAUAAGGGUGACAUGCUAACCGAUGGUGCGACCGUGAAAAACAGGUGGAAAUGUGAAAACACCUGUACUCGGGUUGAUCAAUGUCGUAGUAUCGCUCAGUUAAAACAGAGCGAGGUGUUUAAAUCGGGUUUAGGACUAGUUAAGGGUGUACAGGCAAGUUUGGUCCUGAAGGACAACUCCAAACCUAUUAUGAUGAAAGCCCGUAGUCUACCCUAUGCCUUGAGAAACAAGGUUGAAAGUGAGUUAAAUGAUAUGGUUGAAGCGAAGAUUCUAACCAAAGUCGAAGACAGUCCAUGGGGGACACCCAUAGUGCCUUUGAAGAAGGAUGGAGGGCAGUCAGUGCGCAUUUGUGGGGAUUAUAAAUCGACCCUGAACAAAUGUAUCAGCACCCGACAAUACCCUCUACCUACCGUGGAGGAAUGUCUGAAUGCUGUGCAGGGGGGACAAACGUUCUCUAAGAUUGACAUCAAAAAGGCUUAUAAUAACCUGUUGAUAAGAAAUGAGGACCGUGUCUUGACCACCCUGAAUACGCACAAAGGGUUGUAUCAAUGGAAUCGCUUGCCGGAUGGCAUCAACAGUGCAUCGGCUAUAUUCCAGUCAUGUAUGGAUGACACUCUGUGGGGUGUGCCUAUGACGUGCUGCAGAAUUGACGAUAUAUUAGUUUCUGGUCGAAAUGAGAGUGACCAUCUGAUCAACCUCAAUAAUGUCAGAAGUAGGUUGGAGCAGCGAGGUUUUAAAUGUAAAACCGAAAAAACUUCUUUCAUGCAAAAAGAAGUUGUCUAUCUGGGUCAUGUGGUGUCUGCUGAAGGGAUCAAACCCGUGAAAAGCAAGGUCGAGAGUAUGCUGAUGGCUCCAGAACCUAGGAAUGUGGACGAACUGAUUAGUUUUUUGGGGGCUGUGAAUUAUUACAGGCGCUAUUUGCCCAACUUGUCGUCUGUGAUUGCUCCAAUUGAAAGGCUGAGAGCUAAGAAUGUAAAGUGGGUGUGGACAAAUACCGAAAAGACAGCGUUUAAAAUAUUGAAAAAUCUGCUGGCUUCUAACCGUGUAUUGACCUUUUACAAUCCCAAGCUUCCUCUUAAACUGGACACUGAUGCUUCAAUCGGUGGCAUUGGCGCAGUGUUGUCUCACAUUAUGCUGAAUGGGGAUGAGCGCCCCAUUGAGUUCAUCUCCCGGACCCUGUCACCGGCCGAGAGGAAUUACGCUCAAGUGGACAAAGAGGCCCUGGCCAUAGUGUGGGCCAUAAAGCGCCUACAUAUUUACUUGUAUAUGAGACAGUUUACCUUGGUGACAGAUCAUCGUGCGCUGGUUCGUAUAUUUGGCGAUAAGCCAAUUCCAGAGAUGACUGCCGGUAGGUUAACUAGGUGGGCUUUAUUCCUUAUGAAUUACCAGUAUGACAUUCAAUAUCGUAAUACCAAGGAUCAUGCUAACGCUGAUAUGUUAUCCAGGCUGCCAAAAUCGGUAACACACCCUGUGAGGGAGAGAGACGAGUUUGGUGAUAUGUUUGCACUGACUAUGAGCGAGACUUUACUCAAUGCUGAGUUAGUGGCGAACGACACUCGUAAGGACCCGAUUCUGAGCAGAGUUUUGGAAUACACUCUGAAUGGUUGGCCGAAGAAUCUGAAAUGUGACGGUGAUCUCAAAGCUUUCUGGACUAGAAGAGACGAGUUGAGCCAUGAACUUGGAUGUUUAACUUGGGGAGCCCGUGUCGUGAUUCCCGCUAAACUGAGAAGCACUGUAAUGGAUAUUCUGCACGCCACUCACAUUGGAGUAACAGGUAUUCCAAUUUGUCUGGUAACGGAUAACGGACCACAGUUCGUGUCGGAUGAAACUGAGGGAUAUCUGAAAUCCUGUGGUAUAAAGCACGUGACUGUUCCGACGUAUUCUCCCAAAUCAAACGGAAUCUGCGAACGACUUGUUCAGUCGUUUAAAUCCGCCCUGAAAAAGAUGUCUGUAACCAGUAAGGACGUGUGCAAGAAUCUGAACGAUUUUCUGCUAACUUACCGCAACACACCCCAUUCGUCUACUGGUCAAACACCAGCUGUGUUAGCGUUCAACAGAACUCUGCGAUCUAAACUACACCAAAUCAAACCAACCGAUCGGAUGAGGGAGCAGGAAUUGCAAUCUGAGAAACUGCAAGUUGCAAUUAACGAACACCCCAGAACUCGAGAGUUCCGGGAAAAUCAGCUCAUUUUCGCCAAAAUGGACGACAAAAGCCACUGGGAACAAGCUAGAGUAAUCAAAAGACUCGGUGAUAAUUCGAACAAUUACGUGGUCCAACACGCUGACGCAAUAAAACCGCAAAAAACGCUGUUAACCAGAGAGAUAGCUCGCUCUGACAUUAAGUUCCAGAAGCUGCAUGAAACAAGGGAAAGACGGAGAAUGAAUGCACUAAACCUAGGAGUUCCGAACGGCAACAGACUUGAGGCUGUGGCGAAACCAGCGUCCCCAGUCAAGGAUACCUCACCGGCUAAAGUGACUGAGCGUCCUCAACCGAAAGUUGCUUCCCCCCUGAAAACCAACGACAAGCAAGUCCGGGUGUCUGAGUUGUCCAAACCUACAGCUACAGGUGGUGCACCCUUACCUGAACCGCGUUUGGGACCAACCAGAAGUGCUAAGAGUGAUGCUAUCACUAAAAUGAAAACCAUGAGUUAGAAUGAGUAAUCACGAACUGAAAUCAUUGUAAACCCGUAUGUUGUAAUAUUUGUCAAACCGCUGUUUUUAUCACAUUUUUAGAGUCACUCAUUAUUUUAAAUUUUACAGAUUUCCUGAUUUAACUUAUAUGUAUUUUAAUAAUUCGACAGAGAACGUGGCUAAUCCAAUUUUAUGGAAAUAUGAGUUACAAGUUUUUAACGUUUAAGAAGCAAAAUGUUGCUAAUUUUGUCCCGACCUGUGGGGAGAAAGUAUUUUUUAUGUCUGUUUUCUGACAGUUAAAGUUAAAGACCAGUUUGGUCACAAAAGCUGUUCCACAUGUAUGGAACGCGCGGCGACGUUAAGCUAGUCAGCGCUAAAAAGUGACAGUCCUCCUGACCUCAAUUUUGCGCGCGCGCCUAGCUCCUCGUGUUAAACGCGAGCGCAGCUAGUUGUAUCGGCCGACUAGCUAUAACUUGCCGAAGGGAGAUUGUUAUAUAUAUUGAACAUUGAUUGCUAUCAUAAUUUGUUAUUAACGAUUUGUUCUUCCCUAGCCUCUAUGAUUACGUGU